GUGUGUCUUCCUUCAAGAUGACAGGGCGCUGGAGAAAAGGCCGCUGGAAUCAGCUGGUGAAAGCCCAGCCUCUGUGGUUCUUAAUGCCUCAGCAGGAUUAUUUUCACUAAAGAUGGAAACACUGGAGUCGGAAUUGACCUGUCCAAUCUGCCUAGAGUUGUUUGAAGACCCCCUUCUGCUCCCGUGUGCUCAUAGCCUCUGCUUCAGCUGUGCCCAUCGCAUCUUGGUCUCUAGCUGCAGCUCUGGUGAAUCCAUUGAACCCAUUACUGCUUUCCAGUGCCCUACUUGUAGGUAUGUUAUCUCUCUGAACCACCGAGGUCUGGACGGCCUCAAGAGGAAUGUGACCCUGCAGAACAUUAUCGACCGCUUCCAGAAGGCUUCCGUAAGUGGGCCCAACUCGCCAAGUGAGAGCCGCCGGGAGAGGACUUACAGGCCCAGCACCACCAUGUCUAGUGAGCGAAUUGCUUGCCAGUUCUGCGAGCAGGACCCCCCACGGGAUGCUGUGAAAACCUGCAUCACCUGUGAGGUCUCCUACUGUGACCGUUGCCUGCGGGCCACGCACCCCAACAAGAAACCCUUCACCAGCCAUCGCUUGGUAGAACCAGUGCCAGACACACACCUUCGAGGGAUCACCUGCCUGGACCAUGAGAAUGAGAAAGUGAAUAUGUAUUGUGUAUCUGAUGACCAAUUGAUCUGUGCCUUAUGCAAACUGGUGGGCCGUCAUCGAGACCAUCAAGUUGCAUCCCUGAAUGAUCGGUUUGAAAAGCUCAAGCAAACUCUGGAGAUGAACCUCACCAACCUAGUCAAGCGCAACAGCGAACUAGAAAAUCAAAUGGCCAAACUAAUACAGAUCUGUCAACAGGUUGAGGUGAAUACUGCUAUGCAUGAGGCAAAACUAAUGGAAGAAUGUGACGAGCUGGUAGAGAUCAUCCAACAGAGGAAGCAAAUGAUUGCUGUCAAAAUCAAAGAGACAAAGGUUAUGAAACUGAGAAAAUUGGCACAGCAGGUUGCUAAUUGCCGCCAAUGUCUUGAAAGGUCAACAGUUCUCAUCAACCAAGCUGAGCAUAUCCUGAAAGAAAAUGACCAGGCACGGUUUCUACAGUCUGCAAAAAAUAUUGCUGAGAGGGUCGCUAUGGCAACAGCAUCCUCUCAAGUUCUGAUUCCAGACAUCAAUUUUAAUGAUGCCUUUGAAAACUUUGCUUUAGAUUUUUCCAGAGAAAAGAAAUUGCUGGAGGGGCUAGAUUAUUUAACAGCCCCUAAUCCACCAUCUAUCCGAGAAGAACUCUGUACAGCCUCCCAUGACACCAUUACAGUGCACUGGAUCUCAGACGAUGAGUUCAGCAUCAGCUCCUAUGAGCUUCAGUACACCAUAUUCACUGGCCAGGCUAACUUCAUCAGUAAGUCAUGGUGUAGUUGGGGCCUGUGGCCAGAGAUAAGGAAAUGUAAGGAAGCAGUAAGCUGCUCAAGAAUGGCCGGGGCGCCACGAGGUCUGUAUAAUUCAGUGGAUAGCUGGAUGAUUGUGCCCAAUAUUAAGCAGAACCAUUAUACAGUGCACGGACUUCAGAGUGGGACUCGAUACAUCUUUAUUGUGAAAGCCAUAAACCAAGCAGGCAGCCGUAACAGUGAACCUACCCGACUGAAAACCAACAGCCAACCCUUUAAACUGGACCCCAAAAUGACUCACAAAAAGUUGAAGCUCUCCAAUGACGGAUUGCAGAUGGAAAAAGAUGAAAGCUCUUUAAAGAAGAGCCACACCCCAGAGAGGUUUAGUGGCACAGGGUGCUAUGGGGCAGCCGGAAAUAUCUUCAUUGACAGUGGCUGCCACUACUGGGAAGUGGUCAUGGGCGCCUCAACAUGGUACGCUAUCGGUAUUGCUUACAAAUCAGCCCCGAAGAAUGAAUGGAUUGGCAAGAAUGCUUCCUCGUGGGUCUUUUCUCGCUGCAAUAGUAACUUCGUGGUGCGACAUAACAGCAAGGAGAUGCUGGUGGACGCGCCCCCGCAGCUGAAGCGUCUGGGCGUCCUCCUGGACUACGACAACAACACGUUGUCCUUCUAUGACCCGGCUAACUCUCUCCAUCUUCACACGUUUGAUGUGACCUUCAUUCUGCCAGUUUGUCCAACAUUCACAAUCUGGAACAAAUCCCUAAUGAUCCUGGCCGGCUUGCCUGCCCCAGAUUUUAUUGAUUACCCCGAGCGACAGGAAUGCAACUGCAGGCCUCAAGAAUCCCCCUAUGUUUCGGGGAUGAAAGCUUGCCAUUAAGUUUCCAGGGAGCAGAUAAUUCACUAGCUCUCCAGUUCAGCAGUAGAUGGUUUUGUUUGUUUUUUUUUAUUUUUUAAAGCCCCUCUUAAACCUCAGUUAGUGUUCGAGCUAUGCGAAACAAAAUAAAGUUUGUUUGAAGCAUCCAAAAUAACUAGAUAUUUUAGAUUUAAUUCCUGUGCAUUAAAACUUGUAUACGAAUUAAUGUAUUGAGUUUCUCAGAGGGAGUUAUCUGCAUAGUCUGGUUUAAAGCCAUUGGAGAAGAAGUUGAGAGAAUGUCUUUCCUGUCUUGAAAUUAGGAGAAUUUCAAAUUCCAGUGAUGUAGGAGUAAGUAUAAGUGAUAUUGGAAGGAAUUGGGGUAAUUUGGGGUGAAAAAAUGUAGGAAGUUUUUUCUGAGGCAGGGGGCUAGCCAGUUGGGGGAAGGUGGGGAAGGAGAUCAGACUCAUGACUAGUUCUGGCUAAUUUGGCCAAGUAGAAUUUUGAACAGUGUCAGAUGACCACAUAUUAUAUAUAGCUUUUGAUAAAAACCUACAAUUGUGGGUUUAUUAUAAUGAAAACAUAUGUAUAUAUAAUAUUUAGUGAAUAAAUAAUAUAUAUUCAUUUUAUAUUUAUAUAUACAUAAUAAACUCAUUAAUUUGCUCAUUUGAGUGAGAAAUAUACUGAAAGGGAAAUAUACAUUCAUUUUGUCCCCUAAAGAGAGCAUCAAGAUCUUUCAACAUCUCUCACUUCAUCCACACAUGCAUCCAUCUAUUUACCCACCCACCCAUCCACCCACCCACCCAUCCAUAUACACAUAUAAUCAUGAUACGUAAUGGGAAGAGCUCUAAAACGGAUUAGAAGAGAUUUGGGGAUCAAGAUUGCACAAGAGGUCCUCUCAAUAGGUGAACAUUGAUCCAGAUAGAAGUGUUAUAUGUAACAAAACUUCUGUGAUGCUACUUCAUGAGGAAGACCAGUCUGAAUUGUUGAAAAUUCUUUCACAGAAUAUUUUGAGUAGAAACUGUUUUAAUACUCUUCGAGUAUACAUUAUUACUAGAAUUAGCCAUUAAAAAAAGAGUUACAUAAAGAGGUUCUUUAGGAUCCUGCUUUAAUUAGUCAUUCAGAAUGUUGCUAUUUAUGCAAUAACUGCGUAUAAAUGUCUUUCUAUUUUCUGAUAAAACACGUCUGAUGUACUUAAAAAUCCCUGGAAACAAUUUUUGUUUUCUUAAAUAGAUUAAAGAAUUAUUACUCCUGCAAUCUUGUUUACACCGCUCAUUUGCAUAGCCAAUCCUUUAAGACUAGAGCAGAGGAAAAUUUCAUCCCAGUCCUCGCUAGUGUAGUUGAGAGAAGAGUUUUAUGGUAUAUUCUUUAUCCAUUUCCAUUUCAGGGAUGGAGGAAGUCAGAGAACCAAUUUUUUCUCCUUUCUAGGAGCUAAGUCAGCUUCCUAGAGUAUACUUUGGGGGAGUUUUGAAGAAAUAUUACUGUUGUACAAUUAUAAAGUGGUAGCUAAAACAACUCUCCAACAUGGAGCUUUGAAAUAAUGUCCAAAUGUCUCCCCACCAGUUUGGUGAACUAAUUCAACGAACUACUAUAUCCCAAGUACCACAUACUUCUAUUGGUGGGCACAAACAAGGGAGAUUCUAAACGUUUCUGGGAAAAUGGAAUCCAAAAAUCAUGGAAAUCUUCCCCCAAUUUUUGAAAGCCUUCCCCCGCCCCCCCACCCACACACGGUAUUUGUUUACAUUGAGCAGAUCAGCUGCAAAAGAUCUCCUUAAAGUGUUAAAAAACAAAGAUAAUGCUUUAGGGACUAAGGCUCGCCUGACCCAAGCCUUGGCAUUUUCAAUUGCCUUGUAUGCAUGUAAAAGCUGGGCGAAGUAUAUGAAAAGUCAAGGAAUUGAUGCCUUUGCAUUAUGGUGUUGGUAAAAAACACCAUGGACUGCCAGAAGGAGGAAGUGAAGAUGGCGAGACUUGGUCGUCAGGAGGGACCAGUCCCUGGGAAAGGUCAUUAUGCUAAGUAAGGUUGAGAGGCAGCAGAACAGGCUGGUUUGACACUGUGGCUGCACCAGUGGGCUCAAGCAUGACACUGGUGGUGAGGCUGUCACCUGACAGGCCUGUGUUUCAGUUCUGUUGUACUAUGAGUGGGAAUGGAGUUGACAGCACCUAACAGCGGGUCUACUAUUUUGUAGAAGAGAAAAAGUAUGUAUGUAACUCCCCAAAUUAAGACUUAUUUGUGCGUAACAUGGUUACACAUCGGGCUGCUAACCAGAAGCCAUUCUGCAGGAUAAAGAACAGGCUUUCUACGCCUGCAAAGGGUUUCCGAAUCCCCCAAGGACAAUUCGGUCCUACAGGGUCACCAUGAAUUAGCAUCAACUCGAUGACCGGGUUUGGUUUCGUUUGAGUUCAAACAUACAGAUUCAGUGGCAAAGCAAGCUUUUUGGUUGUAUAAGACUAACUAGUAAUCAGGAAAUUUCCAACCUCAGUAAGAAUCUACAUCGCUGGUAAGUAGCUUGCUGUAGUGGAAAGAUCAUCGCCUUGGGACUAACAGAAUCCAAUGGCCUCUGCCAUUGGUUAGUGGUGUGGCUUAUGGCAAGCCGCUUCACUUCUCUGAGCCGGUUUUCUCUUCUGCAAAAUAAUACCUACCUCACAAGAUUGACGGAAAAUGCCUAGCCCAGCACCUAGCCCUUAGUGAGAGUGUAAUGUUAAUUUCCUCUUUGCCCCUUCUCUCACCUUAAUGUGUGCCCUUCAUUUCUAAAUUAACCUGGCUUUCUUGCUAGCGACUAUCUCAAAAUUCUUAAACCAAAUGAUGCUUCCCCCUUUCAUAAAACAAUUCACUGGCUCUCAUAACUGAGGUAGAAAGAAAGCCAGACCUCCCGUGGGUUUGGCUUUUCAAAAUCCUACUUCCUUUCCCAGCUUCAUCUUUUGCCACCCUUUCACCCAGGUUACUCACCUAUUUAUGCAAUCUGUUUUAUGGGCUUGAAUCAAAGAUUUGAUAAAAAACAAAUCUUGACUCCAGGGUAAAUAGUAGGAAAUGUCCUUAAAGGAAUAGUAUGAACAUGGUGUAAAUCUAUAUCACUCCACCCAGGACCCUUGUCCAAUUUCCUUUCCCAUGUCCUUGGGUCUCCCAAUCCAUCUAUUUUGGUGCCCAUUGACCUCGGGCCUGACUGCCUUUCCCUGCCCCUAUCCCUCCCAACCAGGCGAACUCCUGACUUAACUAGACUCGGGACUAAUAUGUCACCCCGAGCAUCUCUUCUCUCAGUAAUAACUGCAUUGUAUAGCAGCCUUUUAUCAAAGUGUGAUCCUCAGACCACCUACAUUAGAAUCCGCUUUGAUGUGUGUAAAAGCCAUUGAUUCCUAGACCCUUCCCCAGACGCACUUAGAGUAUCUGGGAAUUUCCUUACCGAGCUCCUCAUGUGAUUCUGAAGCACACAAAAGUCUAAUGUAUAUUAAUCAUCUUCCCUGCUGGGCUGUGAAUACCUUUAAUGGAAAGGACUGCGUGCUUAUUGUUAUUGUUGUAUUUUUAAUAGCUGGCAUACUCUUUGUAACAGUCAAUUCCUGGCUUGUUCAUGGAAUGAAUGAUCAAGGAUCCUUCCUGUUCUCUGAUGUUCAUACUGGUCUUUGUCAUCCCCUGGAAGCUACUACCUUAGGAUUUUUUUUUGAAGAUGAGGCACCAUUAUGUUUCAUCUUUUCAAAUUGUGUUCUCUGAUAGAGAAUUAAACGUGGGGUUAUAGCUAAAAAUGAUUCCGAGCAAAACUGUUGGCUAAAAUGGGAAACUAAACUGGAUUUGGGUUAACUAGUGAAGCUUGACUGAAAAAAAAUGUAGUGAAUCUUAGAUAGUUCAGUAAACUUCAGGCUUUCAAAGAGUUCUAGUAAUGCCAUAGGCCUUUAAAGAAGGCACUGAUUACUUCUUGGUAAACCAAGUUGGACAUAGAAAAUAGGACCUAUACUUAACAUCUUCAGGGAAUGUGACUGUGUAAUUAUUUUGUUGUUGUUCUACUCAAUCCAUUACCAUUCAACUCUUUCUGCUAGCAAAGCAUUCUUUUCAUCUGUGAUUUAUGCUUAUUUCCACCUUUGUAUAUUGUCUUAUGAAGAAAGCACAAAAAUACAAAAGAGACCUGUUUCGAGAAUAUAAAAGAAAUGUUUAAUGACACAUUGGGGUUCUGGUUACUUGUAAGAGGAACUGAAUCUGGAUGUGUAUUUAAUCAUGUAAUUUCCUUGUGUAAUUUUUGAUGCAGUGAAUUUCGGGCCGUAGCAAAUCCGUUGUUUCUUUUCAGCUAAAACACACUAGGUGCCACGGAUACCCUUCCUUCCAAGGAAUGGGUGAAUGUGAGGCCUGUAUACAAGAACCACUCCCACCCUUAUUUCCAACUCCUAAAGCCAAUUUGCAGCCUCUGAGCCAUUAGGCUGUAUUUGGCCAUGGUUGUCCAGAUUGACUGCCAUCAUACCAGGUACAACUGCCUUUUCGGGUCUGGUCUGCUAGCUUCAGAUGUAUGCUGUGUUGUUGCUAUUGGCUGGAAUAUUUAUUAAACUCUUGUACUAUUUUUUAUCAAAUGCUUAACCCCUUGUUUGUACUAGGAGUUCUGGACUCUUCUAGUGACAGAAAUCUGAGCAUAUGCAGAUUACAGUCUCACCCCUCUACAAAAUAUCCCGGCUCAUUCAAAAUGCUAUAUUAUGAAGUCAAUAAAUAUCUAUGUAUUCAUGAA
Molecule: messenger RNA, 6933 nt
Organism: Echinops telfairi (small Madagascar hedgehog)
Lineage: Eukaryota; Metazoa; Chordata; Mammalia; Afrosoricida; Tenrecidae
Gene: MID2
Product: midline 2
Exons: 10
Coding region: 113-2260 (715 amino acids)
Molecular function (GO): zinc ion binding; protein binding
Source: RefSeq, a predicted model, not a curated record